GGCCUUCUUGGUCCAGACCCCUCUCACUUUCUCCUCCUCCUCACCGCCAUCUUGUUGUUGCCGCGUGUUGCUUUUGGAAGGUUCGUCGGACUGAGCAUGAGCAAGAAAUGAUUUAUAAUUACCUGGACAUAUGUGGAUAAAGAUAAAGCAAGAUGAAUCAAGAAAAACUGGCUAAACUUCAGGCUCAGGUCCGAAUAGGUGGAAAGGGUACAGCUCGUAGAAAGAAGAAGGUAGUCCACAGAACAGCAACAGCUGAUGAUAAAAAACUUCAGAGUUCACUUAAAAAAUUGGCAGUAAAUAAUAUUGCUGGCAUUGAAGAGGUCAAUAUGAUAAAAGAUGACGGAACAGUUAUUCAUUUCAACAAUCCAAAAGUCCAGGCAUCACUCUCUGCAAAUACUUUUGCAAUUACUGGUCAUGCUGAAGCCAAACCAAUCACGGAAAUGUUACCUGGCAUUUUAAGCCAAUUGGGUGCUGAUAGUUUAACAAGUCUUCGAAAGUUAGCGGAGCAGUUCCCAAGACAAGUGUUGGAUAGCAAAGUACCAAAAUCAGAAGAUAUUGAUGAGGAAGAUGAUGAUGUUCCUGAUCUUGUAGAAAACUUUGAUGAAGCAUCAAAAAAUGAAGCUAAUUAAUUCAUUAAUAGUUCUGGAAGUUGACAUGGACUAGAUUUAAGAAAUCAACUGUGUGGUUCCAAAGUUUUACAAAAACAGCGAACAUUACCCGUUUAAUAGUUCAAUAAUAUAAAAUAUUUUGUAUUUUAAUUAUGCUGUUUGUUCAGCAUUUCCUGUCAGUUGAUUUUUGCAUUUUGCACUUACUCCAGGAUCUACCUUUUGAGUUAAAAAGACAUUUUCAGUGCAGAUUAAGGUGUGUGCGUAUGUGUGUGAAUGUAUGUAUGUUGCUUAAUGUACAGUUGAGGAAAUUGGAGAGCAGAUCUACUUGAUUUUCCCUUCACCCUUUAAAGUAGAAAUAAAAGAAAAUUUCAAUUUGGCUAAAGUAAACUUCGUUAUUGCAAUCAGAUAUUUCUCGUCAAAUAAUGAAAAAAGUAAUAAAUUGGGGAUGCCGCUUAUUAAUUACCAUUUGGUUUUAAUUUCUGUAUUAAUUAUUAUAUUUACAUAUGUACUUGACCAUACUAAUGGUGUAUUUGUGUAGUUUCUCAUCAGCCUUCUUUUGGUUUUAAUUUCUACCAAAGAUAGGCUAUCGGUAUGCAUGUUUAUUGCAACUUUAAAAAAUAUUACACAUAAGAGCUUCUCUUUUACUGUUAAAAGCUCUUUUCAUCUUAAUAAUAAACUUGGGUUGCAUUUACGUGCUAUCAUAUACUGUACUCCAUGUUCAGUGAGGCACCCUGAUUCUAGGUUGAGCCAAAUAUCAAUGCUGCAUCUCUGAUAUAAUUUUUCUUGUCCUCUAUAAGAUACUUGGUGAUAUACAUAUUUACAUUUACUGAGAUAAAGAUUGGAGGAUACAUUCUACAGCAUCCAUUGCCUUGUGUUUUUUCUUGUGUUUACACUUUCAGCUAGUCCCUCUUCAAGAUGCUGUGCAUGGUUUGAUCUCUAUCUCAGCUAGGCAAUACAUUUCUUAGCCUGGGUGUCUUUUCCAGUAGUAUUAUUUUGCUUUGAUAAGGGGUUAUCACUUUUGCUCAUAUUUUCAAUUAGAAAAUAGUGCAUUGUCAUGUACAGGUAGGUUAUUUUGUUAAGAAACAUAGUGUAUUAUAAUAAUUUUGCCCCUAAGAGCUGGUAAACGUUUUUACAUUUGGACACUAAAAUUGGGAAAUGUAACUUGGAAUACAUAGAAUUCACAAGGAAAGAACUAAAUGUACUGGCAGUAGCAUUUCACAAAGGUAUAAUCCAUCAGUUUUGAAUGUAACCUUCUUUACAUUUAUCCCGCAUUCUAUUGUGGGUUGAUGUUGUUUUGCAGUCACUUCUGUAAACAUGAGCCCUAAUUGUUAGAUAAUAGUGGCAGUAAAUGCUCUGUGAAACUCUUCAAACAAAGGUGCUUAAUAUAAUCUUUGCAGUUGAAGCUCUUGGUUCUUCAAAGAAACUUGAUGUAUUUACAAUGAAACACCAUUGUAAAUCUUGCUGAGGCCAAUCAGGGCUUGAAAAAGCCUUUUUUUCACAGCUUAUUUUGGUAUACUUCUUAGAUAUAUCUGCUUUUUCUGCUGAUAUAUGCACCCAGCAACUAUAUUUUGAGGCAAUACAGCAUUCUAAUAAUAUCAGGUUGACUUCCCAAAACAGAUUUUGUAAUGUCAUCUGAACUGCUCACUUGAUUUUAUAGAUUUUCUUGUUCUAUUUUAUAUAAUACAUGGAUCUUAAUAAAAUAAUUAGAAGGAG
This is a messenger RNA of Notechis scutatus (mainland tiger snake), 2321 nucleotides long. NCBI's taxonomy places the organism in Eukaryota, Metazoa, Chordata, Lepidosauria, Squamata, Elapidae. The record is from RefSeq and is a predicted model, not a curated record.